Messenger RNA from Aaosphaeria arxii CBS 175.79, 933 nucleotides. RefSeq lists its product as uncharacterized. The record is from RefSeq and is a predicted model, not a curated record. The transcript has 2 exons. Lineage: Eukaryota; Fungi; Ascomycota; Dothideomycetes; Pleosporales. The coding region runs from base 313 to 795 and encodes 160 amino acids.
CCAAACUUCUUUGCUCCUACUAAUCUGGAAGCUAGCUCCCCUUCAAACGAAACGGAAAACCCUCAACCUCUCUCGCCCUCACAACACCAUUAACAACAAAAUAUCCCUAUCGCUAAGAUUUACAAUCUCUACUAUCGCUAAUCAACUUAUACUCCGUCCAUCAACUUGCCAUCCUUUCCUUACACAACAGGUCAAUAUGGCGGAGACAAGCAAUAUUAAAAAGAAAGUUGACAAGGAAGCCGCCAAGGGGGAAAAUAAGGAUUCCCAGAGUUUGUUCCUUUUCGAAUUGCGCGGGUGUGAGCAUAUUUGUUGAUGAGACUUGUAGCUGUAUCGGAUAACGAUGCGUCAGAGUGCGACGAAAACCCGCGUAUACAGACACCUCUGAACGAUGAUGGUGAUGCCCACGAUGACGAGGAUCCAUUUGGAGACCACGCGGCGGUUCCAGACGAUCAGGACAAAUCAUCCUCGCCUGAGACUCAAACAUGGGAGGAGCAAUCCGAAGCAGGGCCCAGUGGAAUCUAUGGAAGACCACGACGGAAUACCAUUCAUGAAGACCACGGGCCUACAGAGUCAUCCUUGGCUACAACAGAUUCAGCUUUGACGUCCAACACAAAUGAGGGAGUAGUUCUACCAUCGGGCACAGUCGUUACGGUCAGGGAAUGGAUCGUAGAACACUCAGCCGCGGAAGAAUCCUGUACUGAGCCCACAGAAGACGACCAGCCAUGGGAGUUCGACCAAGAAGAAGCAGAACUUGACAAUCGUCUAUACUUGGCUCGGAUGAAGGUAAGUGAUUAGGGAGCCACCGUCGACGCGGACUUCGUCGAGCAGAUUCUUUAUGCCGAAGCGGAAUCGGAUAGAGGUUGCUGGUACAGUUCUCGAUCCAAGUUUGGGCCAGGAGACCCAGUGCUCUCUCGCGUUCCACCACCACAAUUU